Cuscuta europaea is the source of this 7270-nucleotide messenger RNA. NCBI's taxonomy places the organism in Eukaryota, Viridiplantae, Streptophyta, Magnoliopsida, Solanales, Convolvulaceae. The record is from the annotation of a GenBank genome assembly.
UUACUUGAAGUCAACAUAUUUCUCCCCCUUUGUCAAUAUCAAAAGUGGAGGGUCAUUGAGAGAAAAAGCAGUUAAAAUACAAAGAGGAUAGAAGAUACCAAUUGAAAUAAUAAUAAUAAUAAUAAUAAGUAUAAUAAAUGAUACCAAAUAAAGAAGAGUAGGUAUGAGAAAUUUAAGGAAUGUAGGAGUUGUGUUAUGAUCAUGUUAAUAAAUGAUUAAGUAUAAAGAACAUUGUUGUUCAUCCAAACCUUGAUCUUCACAGCCUCAUUCCUUUCUUGAUGCUUCAGCCAUCUGUCUGAUACCAAUUUGAACCAACUUAAGUCUUAUGUUUGAUAUACUUGAAUGACCUUCUGCCUGGUAGCAGCAGUCUGCUGGUUGUAGCAGCAAUAUGCUAUUGCUCUUUCAGUACACAUCUGGAUCACUUUGCUUGAGCAUUCUGCCUUGAGGACAAGUGUUUUCCAUACUUAACCAAUAACAGAUCAAGGCACACAAUUCCCAAUUUAUGAUAAUUUCUUUAUUCUACAAUAUUAAUUUUCUAUUAAUGAAAAUAUUUAUUUUAAAAAUAGAAUAUUUAUUUAAAAAUAAUAAUACUUAUUCCCAAAAAACAUAUAAAAGAAUAAAUUGAAUUUUCAAAAAAUAUUAGGUGAACAUAAUAUUUAUUUAGUAAUAAGAGAAUAAUGAUUAGUUUUUCUUAUAAGAUAUUCGAUAAAAACAAUAGUUACUAUUGAAAAAUAUGCGACCAUAAUGUCAUUGUAUUCUAAACAUAAAAGGUGAUGAAUAAAAACUAAUUGAUAUAUUUUUCACAUGUAUUUUCAAAAUUGACAUUUUACAUUUACUAAUUAAAUUAUCUUUCAAAUCGGGCUUAAAACAAGAGAAGCAUUUAAGAAUAAAUUUUAUGAUUUUCAAAUUAAAGAAUUGAAUUAAUACAGAUAAAAUAUGAUGUAAUAAGUAAAUUCUGACUACAUACAAAUUGUGGGAUUCUUCUAAAUAAAUAUAUACAAUAUUUAUCUAUAUUUUAUAUUCUCCAUAAAAUUUUGGAAAUAGUAUUUUAUACAAAAUGUGCAUGAUGUAUUUAAGGCAAGAAAAAGAUAAAUAAAUUGAAUUAAUUUCAGAUUUCUGCAUUCUCCAUGUAUGUUCAUUUUACAUAUAGAUUACAGAGUUAAUGAAUUGAAAUAGUAUUGAUCAAAUAUAUACUACGUAAUAUAAUAAGUUAGUUGUAAGUACAUACACAUUGUGAGAUUCUCGAAUUAAAUAUAAACAAAAUCUUAUUGUUUUAUUCUCCAUAAUAUCAUGGAAUAGGUACUUUAUACUGAAUCUGAUUGUAUUAGGGAUACGAAAAAUAAAUAAAUUGAGUUAUUUUUAAAUGUAUUUAUUUGGAAUUUUUUCUAACCAAUAUGUUUGCAUAGUAAAAUGAAUUCUUCAUAUAUUUGAUUUAUAUCUUGAAAGGUAAGUUUCAAUAAUGGUAAAUAUUACAUUGAAAUACCAAGAGUAAUGAGCAAAAGACGUCUUAAUAUACUCAAAUGUUCAAAAGAAAUAAAUUUAUUCACCAAGACGAUGAAUGUGGUUAUAAGGAGUUUUCCAAAAACCUAAUAAUGUGAUGUUUGGUGUGUGUGGUGUUAGAGAAUCUCAAAUGCAAAGUGUGUAUUGGUGCACAUAUGGCAGGAGAGAUAUAGCUACGAAAAAUUAAUUAAUAGAAAACCAUUCACAUUCUUUCCACCAUGUAGUAAAUAUAUAAUUGUUUUUUGUUCACAAUGUCAAUCACAAUGUCUAGAUCUUGACAUUAUACCUGACAUUGUGAAUAAAAAGUAACUAAACUUUAUUACAACGUGGAAAGAAAGAGAAAGUAUUUCUGUUAAUUAAUUCUUUUGGACCGUCCACACAUUUGCCUUAGAGAUGCUCUGAUAUUACAAUGUCACAUUUUAAUAUAUUCCUUUUAAUUAAUUUACUAUCCUCAACGAACAAACGUUUAUCCAAAGUAAAAUAAUGAAUUAUUUAUAUAUUGUAUAAAUGUAUAUAUCUUACAAAAUAUCCAAACAUUCUCAAAAUCCAUCUGGGCAACGCCCAUGUAAAACACUAGUUUCUUUGUCAUUUGUUUGCCAUCAUUACGUUAUGUAAACAAGAUUUAAGGCAUUUAGUAAUGUUCAACAUUCUAAUCAGGAUGGUUAGUAAUCUUGUACUCCUUCUACAUUAAUCAGAAUUAAUCCCUUGAGAGUUGUUGAACGAUUCUAGACUUAACGGGAACUUGAAGUGAGGUGUGAACUAUGAUGGUUAUAUCCACUCUAUGCGGUUCCCGGUCCCUAUCUCCCAUACAUGGAUUUAGGUCAAUGGACUCCGAUUUAUAGACGAGUUAUUGUAAGUUACAAAACUGCUUCAUGUACACAGGCAUUUUACACGCCAGUGUACACGCUAUAAAAAACAGCCAAUUCAUUUUUACCCCUUCCCACCCAACUCCUUUCUCCCUCUCUUUCCCGAAAACUGGUUGAUGUACACUUUCUAUGUACACCUUUCGCACAUGUUUCUGUCUACACAGACAGAAUUGUCCGUAUACAGACACAUUCUAUAUUUCAAUUGUGUAGACGACAAGUUUGCCAAAGGUGAUUAACAGAAAGAAAGAGAGUAUUUCUGUUAAUUAACGAGUCGGUUGUUUGUUUUGUUCCUUUAUCAUCAACGUAGAAAGAAAGAGAAUAUUUCUGUUAAUUAAUUCUUGAUGUCACUUGUGAUUACAAAGGUAUUGUAAUAUUCUACUGACUUAUCUGUUAUUAUAGUUUUAAUUCACAAGUCAAGAAUGGCCAUGGAAAAGGGAUUUUGCUCAAUUGGACUAGGGAUUUGGGAAGGGAGCUGUGAGAGAAAUGAAAACAACAAAGGAAAAUGAAAGUGAAAAGUAGGGAAAAUUCCGGAAACAUGAGUAAAAAAAUUUGAAAAUUCCAAAACAGGACAAUUUUUUUAUUGGGAAAUUAUCACUGAACUCCCUUGAGGUUUCAUACGUUAUCACCUAGAUCCCUGCACCAUUGAAAAAUACCCUUACCCCCUCCCUAUCCUUUAAUGAGAGAUUAAUAACUUCUAACCAUGCUUAACAAAAUUAUAGAUUUAAUCGUCUAAAUUUACUCAUUUGCAUAUAUGAUGGGUAACACAUAAAUUUAUCCGCAUUACGAAUUUUUCCACCAGAAAGUGCACUUUGUAAUGAAAAAUUUGACAUCGUCUUUUCUAGUAUGUUUUUUUGCCAUAAUGUGAGUUUUCCGUGAAAUAGUCGUUAAUAUAGACAUAUUUAUUAGUUAUAGAACUAGUUCUUCACGAGAGUAAUUUAUAGGACUAAUAGUGGACACAAUAAAAAAUAUGAGCAUAAAAACAAAUCCUUAUUACUUUUAAAAGUCCAAAAAUAUCCAUUAGAUUGUAGAAAUCUUGGUGGAAUAUACAUCUCACGUUAGAGAUUUUUUUUCCCACGUGAUAAAAGACUACUAGCUUCAGCACUUAUAAUAAAAAUAUUUUUAAAGUUUGAAUGAACAUUAUUUAGAAUUACAGUUUAGCUAAACUACUUUUGAAGUAUUAUUUUAUACCUAAAACAGAUGUUGGUGAAUGAUCUUUAGGACAAGGUUGAAACCAUUCGAGUAAGUAUUUCCCAUAAAACUUUAAUAAGUACAGUAUUGUCCUAAAAUCAUUAACCAACAUCUGUUGUAGGUGCAAAAUAAAUAAUAUUCCAAAAGUUUUGCUCAACUGUAAUUAUAAAUAAUGUUCAUUCAAAAUUUUAAAAUAUGUUUAGUAUAUCUAAAAAAUAUUAGUGGAUGAUUAAGAAGACUGCAGAAACGAGUACCCCCUUUAUCCCAAUAUUAUCUUCAAACUUUCCUAGCUUUUUCGUCCGUCCUAAAAUUAUCCCAUCUUUUCUAUUUUAGCAAAAAAUUGUGGUUCACAACUUAUUUGCAGAAUUCUCCACCACACAAUACUCACUAUCUUAAUACAUGUGACAUUUGUACUUCAGAAGAUAAAUUAGGGACAGAGGGAGCAAUCUUUUUUCAUGUAAGAAAAAAACCAACGUGAGAUGUAUAUUUCACCGGCUAAGAUCUCUACAAUCCAUACAUAUUUUUGAACUUUUAAAAGUAAUACAAAUUUUUUGUUUAAAAUUCGUACUUUUCGAUUGUAUCCGUUAUUAAUUAGUUCUAUAAAUUAACUCUCAUGUAGAUGUACUUGGGCAAAAUAAUGAAUAUGUUAAUAUUAAGGUUUAUUUCAGAUUAUUCGAUGGCGGAAACCAAAAUCCAGAAAUAAACUGAAUAUUAAUGCUCGUUACUUAUUUGGCAGUGCAUCUGGUGGAGCAAUUAUGUGAGACUCUAGAGGUGUCUUGAUUCGAGCUGUUGCUUUCCCGUUGCAAGCUUCAUUGUCGGUAGAGACUGAGAUCCAGGCUAUUGCUUUUGCAGUUCGAUGGGCGACAGAUGAGGGCUUUGUUGAUUUUCAGGUUGAGUUAGAUUGCUCCCAAGCGCUUGAUUAUUUCGUUGGUAAAGAGACGGGGAGAUGGGUGGACUUGAUUCAGGAAACCUCGCUUAUACAGAUCAGGAAACGUUUGGUAUUCAAACAUACUUGCAGGGAAGGGAAUUGGGCCGCACAUUAUCUUGCUGAUUAUCGGGCCUCAAAAUUGGUUUAUUUUAAUAGCCCAGAUCAAUUGCCUAUUUAUGUUAAAAGGGCCUAUCUGGUGGAUUAUUUUGGCAUUCCUUCUUUCAGGUUCUAAUUCUCUUGUUUGAUGUAUUUGAUUGGGUCAGGUCUAGCCCCUCUGUCAUCUGUUUUAUUUUUGCAUGCUUGUAUUUCGAAGAGGUAUGCUUCUUCUAAGGGGUUUUGGUCUAGUCCGCCUCUCGGUUUUGUACUUCUUUUAUUUUUAAUAAAACCCGACAAAUGUUCCCCGGCAUUUGCCGCACUGAUUUUGGUGGUUUACCUUCCGGGUUUAAAAAAAAUUAAGGUUUAUUUCAUCAGAAAGUACACAUUCCCGCAAAAACACAUACUAGAAAAGACGUCGUUAAAAUUUUCUCCACAAAGUGUACUUUCUAGUGGAAAGAUUCUUCAUGCGGAUAAAUUAUUUGUCACCAGAUCAAAUAUGCAAGUGAGUAAGGUUAUAGGACUAAAUCUAUAAUUUUGCUAAACAUGAUUAGGAGAUAUUUAAAUUCUCAUUAUAGGAUAAGGAGGGGGGGGGGGGUAUAAGUAUAUUUUUAAUAGUGCAGGGGUCUAGGUGAUAAUACGUGAAACCUCAAGGGAGGUCGGUGAUAAUUUCCCCGUUUUAUUCCCAAAAUAGGACUAAUUAAUGCAAAAUUUGGAAAAUACUGUCAUGUUUAAAAUCUGAUAAUACCAAAACAUGACAGUAAUUAGUCCUGUUUUUGAAAUAAAAACAUUAUAAUUCUAUUUUGGAAUAUAUAAACGUUGUUAGUCUUAUUUAGGAUAAUUUUGCGGAAAGGUAAUGCGGUAAAACGGCUUCUUUUAAAGCGUGUACACAAUACAUUUUUGUGUAAGUUAUUGUUUACGAGAACAGAAAAUCUUGUGUACAAAAGCGGGUUUAAACUAAUGGACACAAAAAUCUGUGUAUCUAACCUAUUAUAAUAAAGGACAAUUUUUCUAUUAAAUGCAUAGUUGUGUGCUAAACCCUUCGAGACUAUGCUUUAUCUUGAUGUACAUUGUGUUAAGGAUGACGUACACAAAGUAUUAUUCACCAGUGAAACGUUUAACGAUCGUUAAUUGGUUAACGGUGUCUAAGUCUAUCAGUCUUAACAAAAACUAAUAUGGACUGUUUCUUUUUCGAAUCAGUUUGUGAAGCCAAAGCGACAUAAUUUUUUAAAGUCCAUUCUAGAACUUGGAACAUCAAAAUAAAUUCAGUUUCAACUCAGAAGAUAUUAUGCUCUUUCUCACGUGAGAAGUUUCCUUAGGUUUCUCAUCCUCCUCACGCAACAUGGUCAACAUUUUGGUGAGUUUGCUAUUUUUUCCAUGUUUGUUGAUUAUUACCAUUGAUAGAUAUACUCUUAACAUUGCAACUCUUUGCCUAUGUUAUAUUUGCCUAUGUUAUCUUUCACGCAUACAAGGUGUUUGAGAAUAUGUCUAAAUAGAGCCUCUAUUAAUUAUCCAACCGUAUCAUCCAUUGACCAUUUAGGGAGGGGCGAAUUUAAAAAACAAUAAAAAUUUGAACAAGGAGGUUCCAAUCUCUGCUUCAACGUGUCCAGUUCUUGUUUAAGCAUGCAUCGUUGUUUUACCAUUGUUUUUUGUUAUGGUUGCUAAGCUGAUUUUCAUCUCCAACAAAAAGUUGGCAACCUCCAGAGAUACCAUUAAUAAUGGUGAGAAAGGAUAGUCAGCGGCUAUGUGUAAAGAUGCAUGUGUUUUUUAAUUGAUAAAAUGUCAAGGGUCCUCACAAUUUUUGCAUUUGAUUACAUAUCAUACAUCUCACUUCAACUCCUUAUGAAAAUUUAUGACCAAUAAUAUACCACAAGUAGAACUAAAAGCAACACAUUUGACCCACUUAGGUCAUUAUUAUUGUUUUUUUAGUGAUUCACUCAUAGAAGAAGAAUGAUUAUCUACUUUUUUGUAGGACUAAAUCAGUUUUUUUUUUUGCACAAAAUAAAACAAACAAGUCUUGAUUGUGCAUAGCUGCACAUGUUUUUACUCCUAUUUGUCGUAAAUAAGAUUUUUUAUGGGCACACCUCCUUAGGCAAGACAGACAAAAUUAUUUUUAUGCUUAUGUCAUUCUCAUGUCACUAAAAAAUCAUCUUUAUGCUUAUUAACUACGUGAAACUUCACCAAAACAUAAAACAUGCAACACAUUUUAUAUCUAUGCAUGCUAAAAUUCAUUUACAAACAGUGCUAGAAAAUUCACAAAAAAAUCAAAUAAAUUUUUGCAUUGGGCAUAUUACACUCGCGCAACGCGCGAUCAAAUUUUUAGUAAAAUCAUACACCCAGAGUCGUGCCUUCCUUAAGGCUGCAGAGGCAUGGGCCUCAGGGCUCCAAAAAAAUUAAAAAUUUAGGGGCCCAAAAUUUAAAUAUAUUUAUGUUAUACUCGUAUAUAUUAGUUGUUUUAAUAAAUUCGACAUCGUAUUUAAGUAUUGAGCUUUUGUGGUAUUAAUCUCUUAUGCGGAGUAUUAAAAGAUGUUAUUUUACAAAGAAAUACUCUCUCGUGCCAUUGUACAUGUGUUAAUUUCUUUUUUGGGGUUUUCCAAAAUAAGUGUAAAUUGUAAUGAAACAAUUAACUACUUUAACUAAUAUUAAUAUGACAAAUGAAACAAUUAAGUAAUUUAAUAGAUAAACGAGAAGUCUA